Molecule: messenger RNA, 1467 nt
Organism: Effrenium voratum
Lineage: Eukaryota; Dinophyceae; Suessiales; Symbiodiniaceae
Source: the annotation of a GenBank genome assembly
AGCCGCAGAACGAGUCAAGCUCAUGGACGCUCGAGCUCUCUUGCGAUGUUUGCGCUUUGCCUCUUCACUUGUUGCUGUUGGGAUCCUGUCAGCGUCUGACAGACGCCCAGGCAGGCUUCUCAGAGAGGUGGAUCUCCACCAUCAUGUGGGCGAAUCGUGGCCGUGGCAGACGUGGGUGGUAGCGUGUUUGGUGGCUCUGAUUUGCGGCUGCGGGCAGUUGUGCCUUUGCUACGUCUGUACAAAAGCUGGCUGCGAGCGGGGUGACCUUCAGUGUGGACGGGGGUGCUUGUACACGCCCGUCUCUCAGCAGGAGUUCGCAAAGCAUGAGUUCAGGCCAGAUCACGACAAGAUCGGCUUCGUCUUGCGUCAGGAAAUGAGGCUGAUGCUGCUCUACCCCUUGAUUUCGAUACUGGCUAUUGGGGAUAGCAGCUGUGAAAAAGGAUCACCUAUUUGGGCCUAUGCUCUGUACGUUCCUUUGCUGCUCCGAGCCAAGUGGAUAGAGGCCAAGAUCCUCCGAGCUUUGAAUGAGGACUGGAGCCAGAUCUUUCUGAGCCCGGGAUUUUGGCUGGGCGCCUUGGAGCACGCGGAUUGGUUCACGGACGGGGCGCUGCCGGUCCAGGCGUACCUCUGCGGGGCCGGCGUCACGGAACGCUUCGCCGAGAGCUUCGAGCUGUCCUGGGCCUGGCCGCUGGCGCCUGUGAUCCGCACGCUGCACUUCUGGGGCUUGCUGACCGCGGUGCUGAGCUUCGCGGCUUUGACCCAGCAGCUGCUGGGAAGCGCAGACCAUGGCGAGCAUCACGACUUGGCUGCUGACGUGCCCGGCUUUGGAGCCGUGGCUAUCUGGUACGAGGAGCAGGACCUCGCCUGGAAGCAUGUGGCAGAGGAGGAAGCUUGCCUGAGCGAGCGAGCGCUGCUCACCUCAAUCUCCAAGGUAUUCUUGGAGAACGUGGUGCAGCUCUGGCUGCAGGCAUCCUUCUUUGCGCUGAUCUUCCAGCGGCUGCACCACGCGGGCAAGGUGAAGCUCCUGCUGUCCAUGGGGCUGGGCCUCUUGAGCUGCGUGUUCAAGACGGUGCCCAUGGCCGUGGGCCUCAUCCGAGCCUUGGGCAAGGGCAGCGUGCGCCUGGAGGUUGGGAUCAUGGUGCUUUGCUUCCAGGGGGUGGCGAUUUUGGGCGUGGCCUGGACCGCGGCCAAGCUCUACUGGUCCUUCCACUGCGCCUCCCACCUCUGGAAUCUCACCUCUGGCUGCGUCCCCCCCGAGGCUUUCGACGUCAUUGGGCCAUAGAGCGCCAUAGAGCGACUUCGGCGAUCGCCGGUGAACCCGGUUCGUGCUAGGGGCCGAGGCAAGCUCUUGCUCCAAGGCCUUUCUGAAAGCAGGAGCCACAGGGCGCAAGAAAGCCAAUGUUUUUGUUUCACCGCGGAGAAUCCCUUCGAACCAGAGGCCCAAAUCUGGAUGGGCGUGCUUGGCUC